Suillus plorans is the source of this 2230-nucleotide messenger RNA. Its product is annotated as WD40-repeat-containing domain protein. The coding region runs from base 131 to 2095 and encodes 654 amino acids. The record is from RefSeq and is a predicted model, not a curated record. Gene Ontology annotation, molecular function: protein binding. The transcript has 12 exons. Gene Ontology annotation, cellular component: Cul4-RING E3 ubiquitin ligase complex. Gene Ontology annotation, biological process: proteasome-mediated ubiquitin-dependent protein catabolic process. NCBI's taxonomy places the organism in Eukaryota, Fungi, Basidiomycota, Agaricomycetes, Boletales, Suillaceae.
CCGUGGAGAGGUAUUCACGUGGCUUGAGUCUAUACGGCAGAGAUAACCAUUGGAUAACCGCACUUACUAAGUUGCGCCCAGGCUGCCAAAUCUUUCUCACUAACACUAACACAGUUCGAUCUUGCGCAUCAUGUCUGAGUACGAUCGAAUCGAUUUCGAGAUGCUCGAAGAAAAUGAUGAUGAUUAUGAUGGUCCCGACGCAUAUGUCGAUGAGGAAGAUGAUGAUAGUCUCUUGGAUUUAGAGGACCUACAGGACUUGAUACAGGAGCGCACCGGAGUCGUGGUACAGGAAUCACCUAUGCUGCCCCAAAUAUUCCUAUCGUUAUUUAACUCGCAAAAUGUACACCGGACUGACACUGGUGGUGACGGUAACAGCAGUGAACCCCGACAGCUCAGGACCAUCGGUAUCCAGGACUUGCAUCAUUUGCUGAAUCCACGUUCUCUGGACUCUCCCACUGAUUAUGAAGAAGACGACGAAGAAGAAGAAAGUGAAAACGUAGGAGAAUGGCACCAGGUGUGGUUCCCUCCGCACAAGGAACCCCAGCAGCCAGGCGUUGAGCUCCUCAUGGGAGGAGAAUUUGGUUCUGUGAGUUCGAAGUUAAGGAGCAAGAGAAACCAGAGGAACAUUUCGCAAAUGAUCCUCGGCCAGUCUUCGCGACCCCGAGGAGCAAUUUCUAGAGAGAAUAUGACUAGUGAACUCAUUCCGAAUACGAACGGAGUUGCCGUUGCAUCCUACACCGCAAAUGUUUACUGCGGGCAAUUCUCGAGAGAUUCUUCGUUUUACUACACCUGCUGUCAAGAUUUUCGUCUUCACAUCUAUGACAUGACUUCGCCUCCUUCGCCAUACAUGAAGCGACCAAGGAACCUACGUCGCAGCGCUACAGGUGUUUGGGAUGAUAGCGACUGCGACCAUGACACAACCCUCAAGAUAUUGAAGACUAUACAGGGGUCUGCUGGUCGUUGGACGAUAACAGAUUCUCAUUUGAGUCCUAACAACGAAAGAAUGAUUUAUUCGUCGAUUUCACCCACGGUGUAUAUGACAAGCACACUCGACUCAUCAGUUACUCAGACUCCCAUCAGCUUUCAGGAACCUAAUCACCGUCAACGGGCUCGCACACACUGGGGCUGGGAUGAUGAAAACUCGUUUGGCAUCUGGAGCUGCAGGUUCUCUGCAGAUGGAAAUGAGGUCGUGGCUGGUGGCAGCGGUCAAAUAUUUGUUUAUGAUCUCUUGGCUGACCGUAGGACAGUCAAGAUUAUUGCACACGAAGACGACGUAAAUAGCUGUUGUUGGGCUGACACUGCAUCGGGGAAUGUGCUAAUCAGUGCCUCUGAUGACACAUUUUUGAAAGUUUGGGACCGGCGUUCAUUAGGUGCAUCACAAAAACCGUCAGGAGUCUUGGUGGGACAUACAGAAGGUAUCACCAACGUCUCGGCGAAAGGUGACGGUCGUUAUAUCAUAUCGAACGGAAAGGAUCAGGCACUACGGUUGUGGGAUUUGCGGAAGAUGUGCAGCAGCGAGGACUUCGACAAUGGUGCUAACCGCGACUACAGGUCACGUGGAUUUGAUUACCGCUACGGUCAUUACUCGAAACCAAAACAUGCUGCACACCCGCGUGACUGUAGCGUCAUGACCUACAGAGGUCAUGCUGUCUUACGCACACUUAUCCGAUGUCACUUUAGUCCUGCUGAGACGACAGGUGGACAAUAUAUUUACUCCGGUUCGGCAGACGGGAAAAUACACAUAUGGUCGCUCGACGGACGCAUAGUCCAGGUUCUGGAUCGCUCGAAGACGUCGGCCAUGACACUUGAUCCCUUCGCGGAGGAGUGCAUACUCCCCAAUACUCGCGGUACGGUUUGCGUGCGAGAUGUCAGCUGGAACAGCAAUGAACCAAUGAUGAUGAGCGCUGGUUGGGACGGGGGUCGGUCACCGCCGAAGAGUGUUGUUGCGCGUCAUGAAUGGAGAGGUCUCUCUAAGAUGUCGUACGGUCUGGAGGAUUGGAUAGAGAAGCAGAACAUAGAGCGCAGCGAACGGGCUACGCGUACCAGACAGACAUUACGAGUUCCUGGUGCGUUUGAUGUCGAAGAGGAUGACUAGAGGAUGUCAAGAACAGGCGUGACGCCUGUGAUAUCAUACCUUCACCUGGAUAUUUACAUGUAUUGUACAGUCAGUCAUUGUAUCGCGUUCACGGUACCAAUUGUUUGACGCUUGGUUCGACCGCAUUGUUGUGGA